Messenger RNA from Pseudophryne corroboree (corroboree frog), 1338 nucleotides. It is a transcript of the gene ID3, whose product is annotated as inhibitor of DNA binding 3. Bases 240 to 605 code for a protein of 121 amino acids. Lineage: Eukaryota; Metazoa; Chordata; Amphibia; Anura; Myobatrachidae. Gene Ontology annotation, biological process: cell differentiation; circadian regulation of gene expression; negative regulation of transcription by RNA polymerase II. The record is from RefSeq and is a predicted model, not a curated record. Gene Ontology annotation, cellular component: cytoplasm; nucleus. The transcript has 3 exons. Gene Ontology annotation, molecular function: protein dimerization activity; transcription regulator activity.
CAGCGGCGCUGACAAACACACACAGCCAGCCUCAGGACUGAUUACGCUUUGACAGUUAUUGCUCUCUUGUAAGUCGCAGCAGCAGCAGUAGUGUCCUUCAUUGGAGCUCCAGAAGAUCUUCCUGUCCUCUGCAGGGUAACAGUGGUCUCGGAGCACCUCAGGGCUACACGCGCUACAAGCUCCCACUUGCCCGGCAUCACUCCGUUAUUGAUCUGCGUCCUGAAGAAGCCUCUCCAGCCAUGAAAGCCAUCAGCCCUGUGAGAUCAAUGGCCAGCUGCUACCAGGCUGUCUGCUGCCUGUCGGAGCAGAGUCUGAGCAUCGCCAGGAGUAGUAGCCACAAGGGACCAGGCGUUGACGAGCCGAUGGGUCUUCUCUAUGAUAUGAAUGACUGCUACUCCAAGCUCCGGGAGCUGGUCCCUGGGAUACCCCAAGGCAGCAAACUCAGCCAAGUAGAGAUCCUGCAACACGUUAUUGACUACAUCUUCGACCUCCAGAUAGUGUUGGGCGAGGAGCAGCAACACAGCGUUAGCAGCACCAUUCUCUCCUUACAAAAGUCUGAUUUCUCAGAAAUGUCAACGAAAGGAGAUGCCAGUAUCUGCCACUGACUCACCUGUCAUGGUGUGGGAAACUCGUGAAAAAGAAAAAAAAAACUUCUUUCCAUGAAGCAACAGAAUUCAACUUGCAAGAAUUUAACCCUUCAAGAUCCAACAAUCAAGAAGAAUCUCAUAGUUUUAUAUUGAAAAGACUCUGAUUUUACAUUGAAAAAUCCCUUUUAAAGACCAAAUAGAUAUAUUUUAUUUUACUGAUUCAACUCAAACUGAAAUAAUGUUAAAAUUAUAUAUAUUUUUUUCAUAUCCUAGAACCAAUCCAUCAAUCUCAAGUGUGACUGGCUGCAAUGUUAGAAUUUGAUUUAGGAAAGGUGUCUAUAUUUCUCACUGCAUUGCUCAAGUGUUUUUAAAUAUUUUCUUUUCUUUUUUUUUUUUUACAUUCCUAUUCACACUAUGGACCAAAAAGCCAUCAUUGCCUAGUUCAAAUAUACUGUUUUCUAUAUUUUCAUUAGGAACUUGAAUUUCUGUUACUGGAAAAAUAAUGGUAACUCUUGCAUUAAGAGCUGUAUAUUUUUGUAAAUUACACUUUAUGCCUUCAUGUGGAACUCUCCUUCUAUUCUGCGAGGACAUAAAAGCCUUAAUCUGUGGUACUGACCCCAGAGUAUCCCACUCUCUAAAGUAGAGAAUAAUCUGUUGGAACUGCACAGUUUCUUCUGUUAGAAAAGAAAACUUUUUAUAAAAGUUGUUAUUUUGUGUAUGUAAAUAAUAAACAAAACCUUAUUUUUAACAA